AUGUCCAUUCACAUCAAGGAUUCCGACGACCUGAAGACAAGGCUGGCGGAGGCCGGCGACAAGCUCGUCGUGAUCGACUUCAUGGCGACCUGGUGCGGACCGUGCAAGAUGAUCGGGCCUAAACUGGACGAGAUCGCCGCCGAAAUGUCAGAUUCCAUCGUCGUUGUGAAGGUGGACGUUGAUGAGUGCGAGGACAUCGCCAGCGAGUACAACAUCAACUCGAUGCCGACGUUCGUCUUCGUUAAGAAUGGCAAGAAACUGGACGAAUUCUCUGGCGCUAACGUCGACAAACUCAAAACAACUAUCCUUAAACACAAGUAAAUAGAGACUAAAGUUGUACGCAGCCGCCGAUGGAAACUAAAUGGAAUUAAAAAAAAAAACAUGUAUACGUUUUUAAUAAAUGAAGAAAAAAUGUUUUUAACGUCUGUAAUGAAUUUGAAGAUAUUAAUUUUUAGUGUUUGCAGCCUCUGGAAUGCAAAAAAUAUUGGUUCUGUUGUAAUCAAACAAUUCAAUAAAUAAAACUAGAUAUUAGUUAAUAAUUUACAACCCAAACUGUAUUUCUAUUUUGGUUUUUUUUAAUCAAGUGGUUGCUAAGGAACUUUGAUGUAUGAAUUGUUAUGUUUUUUAUUUUUUAUUUUUGUCCGGCUUACUCAAAUGUAUAAUCUCACCAAUACUAAUCAAUGUGUAAGAUAAGUUUCCAUCGUGCUUUUAAAAACUUUUGUAAGUAACAAGUAUCACAAUGUUUUUUUUUUUAUGUUAUGCAAGUAGAAGCAUGUUUUUUUAACGCCGUGCUUAUGCGCUUAAGGUCAGCGUACAACUAGUACAUACCCGUAUGGUUUCUGUGUAUUUUGCAUUAUAUAUAAAAAUAUGUAUGUUACAGAGUAUUGUUACAUUGAUAAAAUUUAUGAAAAAAUAAA
Molecule: messenger RNA, 917 nt
Organism: Bombyx mandarina (wild silkworm)
Lineage: Eukaryota; Metazoa; Arthropoda; Insecta; Lepidoptera; Bombycidae
Gene: Trx2
Product: Thioredoxin 2
Molecular function (GO): protein-disulfide reductase activity
Source: RefSeq, a predicted model, not a curated record